Molecule: messenger RNA, 369 nt
Organism: Aureobasidium melanogenum CBS 110374
Lineage: Eukaryota; Fungi; Ascomycota; Dothideomycetes; Dothideales; Saccotheciaceae
Exons: 3
Coding region: 1-369 (122 amino acids)
Source: RefSeq, a predicted model, not a curated record
AUGUCGCGAUCAUUGAAUGUCCUGUCGAAGCCUUUGGCUAUCCACUCGACCAGUCCCAUGACCGGCUAUUUGAGGAACGGGUACUGUGAGGUGCCCGCCUCGGAUGCCGGCAACCAUUCUGUUGCCGCAGAGGUGUCGGAUGAGUUCUUAAAGUUCUCGGCCGAUCGCGGAAACGAUCUCCGCCAGAUUGGACUCAAGGGAGGCUGCAAAUGGUGUCUUUGCGUAUCUCGCUGGAAGGAGGCAUUUGAUGCCAGAGGCAAGGAGGGUGACAAGAUUGUUCCCAAGAUCUUCCUCAAUGCCACGAACGAGAAAGCACUGGACAAGGUAACGCUAGACGACCUCAAGAAGUUUGCCGUCGACAAGGAGUAA